Molecule: messenger RNA, 1242 nt
Organism: Bacidia gigantensis
Lineage: Eukaryota; Fungi; Ascomycota; Lecanoromycetes; Lecanorales; Ramalinaceae
Exons: 2
Coding region: 1-1242 (413 amino acids)
Source: RefSeq, a predicted model, not a curated record
AUGUCUGGACGGAUCGAUCAGUGGCGAAAUAGUGUGGAGCCGGGAGUUCCACAGUCUCCUGCUUUUGAAGAAAUCUCUCUUGACUCACCAAUUCUAGAGCAUGAUCAAGAGCUUUCGGCUGAAGAGUUCCCACAAAUAACUGGAGAUAUCUCGAACGCUGUAGUCUCUCUUUCCAACAUGCUUUCGCCCGCUGACAUACAGCUUCCAGCCUCGAGAAAAGCCACCAUCGACAGCAUGCAGAUCCCCAAUCCAGACAGUCUAUUACCACCUCUCGAGCAAUGUCCCUCAAUCUCACUCCGCGCACCAUCACCCGACUCAAAUGACAAAAGUUCCAGCAUAACAAUCGAAACCCAAGACGACAAACGCUCCAGUACCGUAGUCGAAACUCAAGAUGACCAAUCCUCAGAAUCCACCCUCCCCGACGAGCGCAUGGUCGAAAUCAAAGACCUCCUAGACACCAUGCUCCCUCCCACCGCAGCCCAAGCCCCAUGUCCUUAUCGUACGAGCCAACCCCUCCGCCGCGCGCCUCCCCUCCUCUCACUAACAAUCCCAGAAUACGAGAGCAGCCCAGGAGUCGCCUCCUCCCCCAACAAGACCAACAACCCGCGCUCCCCGCGCCUCCUCAACGGCUCCCCCUUCAACAUCCCCACCCCCACCGACCUCAAAGCCUCGGAGCGCAAUUUCGCCCACUCAGGCUUCUAUCCCGCGCCCCUGACCAUCGCGCCAAAACCCCUCCCCAGUUCCCUUCCAAUCAAAAACAUACGCACAUCCCGCCCCACCGUCCACACUCCACAAAGCCCAAACACCCUAGCUCCGGCCCGCCUUCUCGCUCUCGCCAACGCGAAAACGAACGCUGAACGCGACGCUCUCCGUCUCGCGAACGUCAAGGUGCCGAUAUUUCCGUAUCCGCAUCUCAGUACGGUUUGUGAAGUGGAAGGGUGUCCGGUGGGGGUGAUGGUGGGGAAGCAUGAGAAGGGCCCGUAUUUGCAUGGGGGGAAAUUGAAUGUGAGGGCGGAUGGGGGCGAGGUUUUUGGAGCUAGUAAUCCGCCCGAGAAUGUGUGGUUGGCUUGGGGGCGGGUGAGGUGGUUUGGCUAUGAGGGUGGGGAGGGUGCGGAGGAGGGGUUGAGGGAGAGGGAUAUCACUCUGGUUGAUGCGUUUGUUGGGGCGCAUUAUGGGUUUUGGUCGGAGACGGUCGCGGCGGAAGGCGCAGGGCAAGGGAGAAAGGAUGUGAGAGUGGGGUGA